CACGAGAGAAACCAUGACCAGAGCUGCUGCCAAGACUGCCGCUGAACCUACCCCUGCCGCCACCACUGAAGUGGCCCCUGCCGCCGUGGACGCUGCCGCCCCCGCCGAGUCCAAGAAGCGCGCUUCCAAGAAGGCCGCAACCUCCAAGGGCAAGCCGGCCGUGAAGAAGGGAGCUGUUUCCAAGAAGAAGCCCGCUGCCAAGGUCGUCGCCAAGGCUGCCCCCGUUGCCGCCAAAGCUUCCACUGGUCCUUCGUACUAUGACUGCAUCAAGGAAGCCAUCCAACACUUGGCCGAACGCAACGGAUCGUCUCGCCAAGCGAUUUCCAAGUUUGUGCAAGGCAAGAAGACCAACAACUUCCAAAGCCACAUGUUGAACAAGGCGUUGAAGGCCGGCGUGGACAGCGAAAAGUUGAUCCAAGUCAAGGGCUCGUACAAGUUGGCUGCUUCUGAAAAGAAGCCCGCGGCUGCUAAGAAGAGCGCUGCCAAGAAGGUUGCCGCUGCUAAGGAAGUGGUCGUCAAGAAGGUGGCUGCCAAGAAGUCCGUGACUUCUAAGAAGGCCCCUGUGAAGAAGGUCGAAGCGAAGAAGGCGACGCCUGCUAAGAAGUCUGCUGCUCCCGCCAAGAAGGCCGCUACCCCUGCCAAGAAGGUGGCCGCCCCCAAGAAGUCGUCGAAGAAGGUGACCAAGAAGGCGGCUGCGUCCAAGCCCGCCAAGCGAACUGCUAAGAAGUCGGCGUAAACAGCCUGCGACGUCUGUCCUAUUUACGAGUCAACGAACGGUCCGACUCUUCUCCAAAUCGGUGUUUCUAAACACCACCCAACUUGCAAGAAAUGUAUUUGAAGUGCUCGUCUCGUAGUUUUUCAUCUAAUAUACAUACCAGGUACCUAUCUCCGA
Molecule: messenger RNA, 892 nt
Organism: Aphanomyces astaci
Lineage: Eukaryota; Oomycota; Saprolegniomycetes; Saprolegniales; Verrucalvaceae
Exons: 1
Biological process (GO): nucleosome assembly
Cellular component (GO): nucleosome
Molecular function (GO): structural constituent of chromatin; DNA binding
Source: RefSeq, a predicted model, not a curated record